CCCCACCUGCCUCUAGGGUUAGGUUUGCUCGUUUCAGCCGCCACCCACAAUCCCCUCCCAAUCCCCUCCCAAUCCCUGCGAUUGUCCUCAUCCGAGUCCUCCUCCUCAAUUUCCAUGGCACUCAUCUUGAACGGAGAUGGUACAUGCUCCAUGGUCUACCCCGAGGGCACCACGCCGAUCUGGCUCCGCCCGGCUGACCGCCCCAAAGCCGAUCCAACACUUUCCCCACCCAAGUCGGUCCUCCUCGACACCUUGGGGUACGUCGACGACGAAUGCAACGAUACCACGGCCGAGCACGUCGCCGAGGACGGCAAGUGCAUCCAGGUGACCUUCUGGAUGUACCACCCGCCGCUAGUCUCGUAUUUUACCAUCCACUCCCCCGGCCUGAAACCUGACGCGUACCCGGAGAUGCCAAAGAUUCUGGCGACGGACGGCCACCUUGCGCUGCUCCGCAUCCCCCGCUUACCAGUAAACCCCUUCAGCGAUCAGCCCGCUAACCAGUUCUUCAUCUACCGGGUCGGCAGCAGCACUGGCGAGAAGCAGCCGUCGCUUCGUAUGCUCCCCAACCCCUCUAAGCUCGUAAUUCGCGACCGUAAUGUUGGUUUCCUGAACUACGGCACUCGCGACCAGGCCGACUAUAGGUUCUUCGCUGCUGCGUUCUACGCAGCGCACCCACUCAGACCUGGCGGCUCCGUGAAGUUCUAUAUCAACCUGUUCGACUCAGAGACCUGGGAAUGGACCAGAAAGGAGGUUUUUGUCAAUUCACCUGACGCUUACCGUUACAGGAUCACAAACAAGGUGAUCACUAUUGGAGGACAGCAUGGCUCAAUUGCCUGGGUCGACCUCUCACAUGGUAUCCUCAUCUAUGACGCGCUCCUGCACAACAAUAUUCUCCGUUACAUUCCGUUGCCGCCUUCGGAGUUGCCCGACCCCAGAAUCAACUCUGUGCGUGACAUGGCUGCCGUCGAUGGCUGCCUCAAGUAUGUCAGCAUGAGCUACCCUCCUUUGACCCAAAGCAGCACUAGCUACUACUUCGGAGAUUGGAAAGCCAAGGCAUGGAAGAUGGCAAUGCAUCCUUCAGGGACCUGCCCAAUUUCAAGGCAAUGGAAGGAGGACUACCAUCUCAGAGCUUCGGAGAUCAUGAUUGAUGACCCGAGCCAUCUUGAGCUGCUGCCUGAUCUGCCCAACAGUUUUAACAAGAAGCAGGUCCUGACGAAGCUCCACACAGGCAGUCCUGCUGUGAGCUUGCAUGAUGAUGGCAUUGUUUACAUCAUGACCAAGGUUGAGUUCUCAGAUCGCAACGCAUGGGUGCUUGCUGUCAACACGAGCACCAAGGCUCUCCAAGCGGUGGGUGAGUUUGACGCUGAAAGAUGCAUGGGUUUCAGUUACACCUACACUCAAAGUGGGAUCUCCAAACAUAUGGUGUUGAGUUAAAAGAAGAUCAACCCCAUAAUGAGGAGGAUUUAUGGACUACUGUCUCUUACAAGAAAAAGGGAAAAAGAUGUACUUCAGCAGGGGGCAAUGGAAAGAUGCUGGGCCGAGGGAUGUCCACCGGUGCUGGCAACAGAGGACAGCACAUGAAGUUGUUGGCUGGCAGUGGCAUGGCUCAGGGGUGUGGCUCAGGGGUGUCGGGUGCUGGCAAAGUUGUUGGUCCAGCGGAUGCCAUUCACGGGAGGCAGGCAGUAGAGAGGUCAUGAGGGCAACAUCAGGCGAUAAUAUUACAGCAACGUUUGUUGCUCGUCUCCUUUUGGUGUUUACGCAGAGCAAUGCAGUUUGCUUUGUCUCUAUCUCCUCGAGGGAGCGGAACAACACCAUUAUCUGAAUCGUGAAUGAACUGCUUGUAGUUGCAUAUCGUCUACUGCGAUGAAGGUUAUGAAUAUUUUUGCUGCUCUCGUGUGCUAUAUAUGGUAACCUUACUA
Messenger RNA from Triticum aestivum (bread wheat), 1919 nucleotides. RefSeq lists its product as uncharacterized. The record is from RefSeq and is a predicted model, not a curated record. The coding region runs from base 115 to 1434 and encodes 439 amino acids. The transcript has 2 exons. NCBI's taxonomy places the organism in Eukaryota, Viridiplantae, Streptophyta, Magnoliopsida, Poales, Poaceae.